Messenger RNA from Gymnodraco acuticeps, 1709 nucleotides. RefSeq lists its product as uncharacterized. NCBI's taxonomy places the organism in Eukaryota, Metazoa, Chordata, Actinopteri, Perciformes, Bathydraconidae. Bases 16 to 927 code for a protein of 303 amino acids. The transcript is spliced from 9 exons. The record is from RefSeq and is a predicted model, not a curated record.
UUUAAUCGGGAGAUAAUGAAGAAAACCAUAUUCUUCCCAGGAAAGAUGAGAGUGUCUUUCAGGAAGGGUCCAUCUGGCCACCUGAGACAGGACCCUUCAGAGGAGGGUAUGAUAAUUAAAAAAAAUCCUUCCCUUCAGGACAAGUCUGGCGCUCAGAAGCAUGAGCAUGUGAGGACAAAUGCUCUCACUGAGGUCCUUCAGAGGGGAGGGGAUGUAUCCGACCGACUCGAGGUGAUGGGGGAGUACGUGCUACAGUUCGGAAAAUAUAAGGGGAAACUGUACAGGUGGCUCCUAGAGAAUGACGUCGGCUACACCCUCUACUUGAUGGACAAGGUGGACGAGGAGGAGAGAGGUGGGACCUUCAACCCCCAAGGGCCUAGCAAGGACAGCCUGCUGUCGUUUCUGGACUACGCCAGGAGCUUCCAGGAAAUUGAGGAUCUGAGGAAGUACCUGUGCUCCAGGAAGCCUGCCCCACCAGUGGCGUCAGAGGGGGAACAUACUGUCGGCUUUGGAGCCAGAGCCAAAGACACCUGGAAGCAGAUCUGGGAUAGCAGGUCUGAUGGUUAUGCUGCCUUUGUUUUAGGAGUGAAGUGCAUCACUAACAGCAAGAUGUACAACCUUCAGCAGUAUAUCCUCAAGCAGCAGAGGGCUGAGUCCUGUCCACCACCGGCUGAAGGCUGCAUUGCAUCAGCUACCUCCACUCUGACAUCCAGCACUCCAGUGAUGGAGGAGGACGAGGAGCUGGAGAGGGCGAUGUUGAAUCUGUCUCCUUCAAAACUCUACACUGAACGAAGGCCACCAGCAGCAGUCUCCAGAGCCCCGGCUGUGUCCACACCAACAGGAAUUAACAUGUCAGCAAUGAUGCUCACAGGACUUAUCCAACUGCCACUGCCACUGUGUCCAGACCCGAUGGACCUGCUCCUCUGAAAGCCACAGUGAAGGCACCGCUGCCGGUCCCUCCUCAGCUGCUCGCAAUUGCCCCAAAGCUCGGGAUAGAAGAGCAGGCGCCAAAUGUGUUGAGACAAAAUUCAUCCCCACAUAAUAUAGCCCCUGUGGAAGCGCAGGGAGACACUGUCCUCGAUGAAGAUCUGCCUUGUCCAGCGCCUCCUGUCCCUCUGGUCGCACCACACCAGCCUGCAGCCUCUGUUCCGGGCUAUAGUGAGGAUGUUGCCCACUGGAACUGCUCGCACCAGCAGAACAUUUGGAUGAAGACUGAGUUGGACACAUUGGGUCUGUGGCCAGGUUCACGUCCAGUGAGACACCUAAUGAACAUGUUGUCCCUGUGGCGUUAUCCGCCUCAGCCUGAGCUCAUAGACUCAAUCUCUAACCUGCCUUCACCCAAGUACUAUCAGCUUCAUCCAUAUUUAAUUUGGAAGCCAGAGCACGCGAUCAUGGAGAGGGUGAGAAACAACUUUGUCUUGCCCUGUCUCUAUGGUUGUCCGAACCCUCAGGUAGUUUCUUCUGGCAUUGGAAGGCCAAGAGUCAUCCUUGGGACAAGCGGCCAGUACUAUAUUUUAGCUUCACGACUCACCUGCAAGGUCUGCAAAAAGUACUGGCAUGCUGACAAGCCCCAGUGGCUGGAGAAGCUACCCCAGCGCAUCAGCAACAUCGUGCCGGCCUUCCUGACGCACAAAAAGGCCGUCUGCAAAUCUGUACUGGAUGAGAUGAGGCGCAGCGGCAGAUCCCCAGAGGACAUGUCCAAGCAGCUG